AGCUUCCGGUUUUCGACUUUCUGCUUCCGGCUUGUGAUUCGUACGCGACGCGGCGGACGCCUGCGGCUAUUUGAACAGUUUAACCCACAACAUGGAUAUCAGACCAAAUCACACAAUUUAUAUCAACAAUAUGAAUGACAAAAUUAAAAAGGAAGAAUUGAAGAGAUCCCUGUAUGCCCUGUUUUCUCAGUUUGGCCACGUCGUAGAUAUUGUGGCUCUAAAGACCAUGAAGAUGAGGGGGCAAGCUUUUGUUAUAUUUAAGGAACUGGGCUCAUCCACAAAUGCCUUGAGACAGUUACAAGGAUUUCCAUUUUAUGGCAAACCGAUGCGAAUCCAGUAUGCAAAAACAGAUUCUGAUAUAAUAUCUAAAAUGCGUGGCACUUUUGCUGACAAAGAAAAGAAAAAAGAAAAGAAAAAAGCCAAAACUGUGGAACAGACUGCAACAACCAUGAACAAAAAACCUGGUCAGGGAACACCAAAUUCAGCUAAUACCCAAGGAAAUGCAGCGCCAAAUCCUCAGGUCCCUGAUUACCCUCCAAACUAUAUUUUAUUCCUUAAUAAUUUACCAGAAGAGACUAAUGAGAUGAUGUUAUCCAUGCUGUUUAAUCAAUUCCCUGGUUUCAAGGAAGUACGUUUGGUACCUGGGAGGCAUGACAUUGCUUUUGUUGAAUUUGAAAACGAUGGACAGGCUGGAGCUGCCAGGGAUGCUUUACAGGGAUUUAAGAUCACACCGUCCCAUGCCAUGAAGAUCACGUAUGCCAAGAAAUAAGAUUUGGGAUAGCUGCCUUUAAAGGACUUGGUGUCAUGUAUAGUUUUCGUUUUGAUAACAUUUGGUCAGGCCAUUUUAAUAGUUGGGGGUAGGGAAAAGUGUAUGUGAAAUUUUUGUAAAGGAUUUAAAACAUUACCUAGUCUUUGUUUAGCCUUAGUGAACUAUGAACUGUGAAGGCCUUAAUUUUGUACAAUAAACUUUUAUUUGUAUUCUGUACAUAAUAUUUCAUUUAUUGGCCCACUGUCCUGUCAUCAAAUGCUUAUGCUAGUUUAGAACACAUCUUAAGGUAUAUAAAACUGUAAUAGGAUGCUUUUCUAGUGUUAUUUUGGAGUAGCUAAUGGUAGAG
This is a messenger RNA of Eubalaena glacialis (North Atlantic right whale), 1115 nucleotides long. It is a transcript of the gene SNRPB2, whose product is annotated as small nuclear ribonucleoprotein polypeptide B2. The record is from RefSeq and is a predicted model, not a curated record. Gene Ontology annotation, biological process: mRNA splicing, via spliceosome. The transcript has 7 exons. Gene Ontology annotation, molecular function: U1 snRNA binding. Gene Ontology annotation, cellular component: U1 snRNP. The coding region runs from base 92 to 769 and encodes 225 amino acids. Lineage: Eukaryota; Metazoa; Chordata; Mammalia; Artiodactyla; Balaenidae.